AGAAUCUGGAACGGUUUCUUGGCAAGACAUUUUUGGUUAAAGCCUAGCUCAAGGCAGAUCAAACCACUUCAGCUUCACUCCCAUCAAGGAUCACAGCAGCCAGAAAAUGCUCUUCCGAGGAGUUUGCCUUCUUCUGUGCCUGUUUUGUAUGGCACAGAUGACAACUCAGCAAAACAUCAAACCCAAGAAAAAGGCAGACCCCAGGAGAGAUGCAGUAAGCCUCAAAAUGGUUGAGGAUCUCAAGGAGCAGUUAGACAAUAUCUCCCAGGAGGUGGCUCUGCUAAAGGAAAAGCAAGCACUUCAAACAGUUUGUCUGAAAGGCACCAAGGUGAAUCUAAAAUGUUUCCUGGCUUUUUCGAACGCUAAGACCUAUCACGUGGCCAGUGAAGACUGCAUCUCACAAGGCGGCACCCUGAGCACCCCGCAGACGGGAGAUGAAAACGAUGCUCUCUAUGACUACGUGAGGAAGAGCCUGGGGCCCGAAACAGAGGUUUGGCUUGGUGUGAAUGAUCUGGCAGCGGAAGGGAAGUGGGUGGACAUGACAAGCAGUCCCAUUCGUUAUAAGAACUGGGAAACAGAGAUCACAACUCAACCGGAUGGUGGGAAGCUCGAGAACUGUGCUGCGCUGUCGGGAGUUGCUGUUGGCAAAUGGUUUGACAAGAGGUGCAGAGACCUGUUGCCUUAUGUCUGCCAGUUCAUGAUUGUUUAAUAGCGGGGCUCCUGACGUGGAAGAAAAGACCAAGACACAUUGUUUGACACUUGGGCUAGAGCUGUCUGUGCAUAUGUACGUGCACAAAUUGACACACAUAUCUGCGAUAUACACACAUGCAAACACAUAUACACGAACACAUACUCUUGGCUUACUAAUGGAGUAGAAUAAAUUAUAUCUGCACUGCAAAUCUAAUUGGCUGAAUACAUCAAAACCAUCGGCAACAUUUUUCUUACUAAGGCUUCAGUUAUAGACACUGACAGAGAGAGAAUGUAUUAGGAUGGCUUCAGCAUGUGAGCAAAAUUUGAACUCUGCAAAAACAAAAAACAGUAAAUUACUUAAGAUGCAUUAGUUUGUUAUUGCAUGCAACUUUUCUACAUUCUUCUUUUUGUUCCAGAUGAUUGUACCAAAGUAAAUCAACUUUUGUUCAAUUGUUCUGGUUAUCAUCUCCUUGACUAAAAAGCUGAAAGCACAUUUAUCAGAGCCUGCUGCUAUUGUUUAAUGUUUUGCAUUACUAAAUUGCCAGCCCAAAUGAGUCCUUUGAAAUGGGGGGGGGGGGGGGGGUCUAAAAGUUGUCUCUGUCUCAGCUAUGGUAUUAUAGAAUGCCAUUUAAAAGAAGUCGAGAUAAAGAAAGCUAAACAAAACCUUUUACUCUAAAGAAGAAGGUGGGGGAGAUUAGCAUAGUAGAUGAAAAUAUGAUCUGAAUUUUGAGCAAAGAAGAUGAGCAAAGCAUGAGCAAAACUGAUCAAUAGGAAGAAGUAAAAACAUGUUCCAUGUGGAAUAGAGGAUGUUGGAAGGUUACUGUAUACAAGGUGGCAGCGGUGCUAUUUUUCCCCUCCUAUAACGCUGAAAUGAUGACACUGUUCAUGAAAUAGUCUCUGCCACAACAAAAUUGGAUCAGUCAUCUUAAUUCUACAUUGAGUCUUUGUAAUAGGAUUUGCUUCUUUGCACACCUGCAUCACUUGCAUUCACAGAGUCCCAGUCGACUGAAAGCAAUGCAAUAGGUUUCUAUCUUAAAUGAAUUGGGAAGAUAAUGAGUGUUGUAGCCCUCAUAUUUGUAACAGAUCGUUGAACUGUAGCAGAUCUUCUGCUGAAGUCUACGAAAGAGAUGCCUUAGUUGGGUAGUUUGCAAUAAAACACAAUAUAAAAAUACAUUUCAGAUUUGUAUCGUUGGUGGUAUAUAGUAGAGUCAUCAAUAAGUGCUUACGUUUGAGAUUAUCAUUGCCACUUUCUGUUGAGAUAAUCAGCAAAUAAAUGAAUCAGACUUGUUAUAAA
This is a messenger RNA of Anolis carolinensis (green anole), 1984 nucleotides long. RefSeq names its product C-type lectin domain family 3 member B (gene clec3b). The transcript is spliced from 3 exons. Gene Ontology annotation, biological process: bone mineralization; ossification. Bases 107 to 709 code for a protein of 200 amino acids. The record is from RefSeq and is a predicted model, not a curated record. Lineage: Eukaryota; Metazoa; Chordata; Lepidosauria; Squamata; Anolidae.